Messenger RNA from Colletotrichum spaethianum, 1140 nucleotides. RefSeq names its product altered inheritance of mitochondria protein 32. Lineage: Eukaryota; Fungi; Ascomycota; Sordariomycetes; Glomerellales; Glomerellaceae. The record is from RefSeq and is a predicted model, not a curated record. The transcript is spliced from 2 exons. Bases 1 to 1140 code for a protein of 379 amino acids.
AUGUCGCGUCUCGUGCGAGGGUAUCGUCUGGUGACCCCAUACCCAGCGACACCGUCGGUGUCAUCACGCGCGGUUACCGUGACCGCCGCAAGGUUCUCCUCGUCCUCGUCGAGCCCCAAACCAAAGCCUCCGCCACGGACCCGGCCCUCCGCCCCUCCGCCGCCGUUCGAGCUCGUCCCGACGUGCCCCUCGCCGACAUGCGAGUGCGCCGCGACGCCGGCGAUGCCGGACGGGCUCGAGAUCGACCGCAAGGGCCCGCUCAACGGCGUCGUGUCGGCGUACGCGGAGCAGGUGCUCGUGUGCACGGGCAAGGACGACUGGGCGUCGCGCAUCGAGGAGGAGAACAGCGGGGAUAACCUCGCUGCGGAUCUGAAGGAGUUGUUUGGACGCGGUGGCACGUACAGCGAUCCAUGGCACAACAUCUCGGUCCUCAACGCCUCGUUCCCCUCGUCCACGCCCAAACGGAGCGAGCUGCAGACGACGAGCGCCUACCUCCUCCCGAGCUUCAAGUACGUGCCGUUCCUGCCGCGCGUGAGCUUCGACAGCGUGCAGGCGCUCGCCAAAGGGUACCUCCUCCCGGAGAAGCUGCACCCGAUGCACGACGGCCUGUCGCCGAUCCACCGCGACCGGCUGACGCGCAAGGAGGCGUACCGGUCGCUGCUGUACGGGGUGCGGGACGUCACGGACGUGCUGGUGCUGAUUUGCGGGCACGGCGGGCGGGAUAUGCGGUGCGGCGUCAUGGGCCCCGUUUUGAGGGACGAGUUUGAGGCGCGGUUCGAGGGGCUCGGGGUCGAUGUUGCGAGGGGGCCGGUGGAGGUCGAUGAGAGCGGAGAGGAGAAGGCGAAGAUCGCAGCGCCCGAGGACGAGAAGAGGGAAGAUGGGAAGAUGGCGGCGAGGGUCGGGUUGAUCAGCCACAUUGGCGGGCACAAGUUCGCCGGGAACGUGAUUGUGUACAUACCGCCGGGCCUGCGGAUGAAGGGAGGGGAGAAGCACCCGCUUGCUGGGAAGGGGAUUUGGUACGGCAGGGUCGAGCCGAAGCACGUUGAAGGGAUCGUCAAGGAGACGGUUCUCGAGGGGAGAGUAAUUGCGGACAUGUUCCGUGGGGGUAUCGAUGAGAACCGGAAGAUUCUCAGGUUGUGA